Molecule: messenger RNA, 1266 nt
Organism: Fonsecaea multimorphosa CBS 102226
Lineage: Eukaryota; Fungi; Ascomycota; Eurotiomycetes; Chaetothyriales; Herpotrichiellaceae
Exons: 1
Coding region: 1-1266 (421 amino acids)
Source: RefSeq, a predicted model, not a curated record
AUGUCGCCUCUGACUGUACCACUUCAAAAUCCUCAGACUCCGCAAGGACUAUCAGAACAGGACGUCCAGAGGAUUGUAUCAGAGACAAUUUCACAUCUUCAGCAAACAAACGUAUCAAAUGAGGAUUCUCAAGAUGCGCGCCAGGAUGAUUCCCACUCAGGAUAUCGAGACCCUUCGCGUGGCCGACCUCGUGCACGUCGAUCAAGACACGAGCGUCAGGCCAUGUCGACUCUCCAAGAGGAGCCAAGGGUCACAGAGGUUGAAACAUCCUCGGUCGAGGGAGAGGCACAGGAGGAUCAAUCUGCAAAUACGCAAACUGCCGAUUGGUUUCUCGACUAUGUGAAGCGAUUUGAUGAAAUUUCCACACGUGGAAAAGGGUCCAAACUUCCACAGAAGAACGUGGCUAUGCCAACUACGGCCUCAGGCUCACGAGAAACUGGAAACAAGGAACAUCGGGAGCAAAAGGCUGUAGCUCUCGCCCAGCCAAAAGUCCCUCUCCAGCUAGAGGACCCAGUCCGGCUCAGCAACCCAAUCUUCCCAAGAACUCCAGCUCGACAAGAGCCUCCGGUUGCACCGAACCCUCCAAUUUCAUAUGCAGAUGUGGCGCUGGCCAAAAAGGACGCAGUCCUUGCACAAACCCCCAAGGUAGAAGCCUCGGGGUCUGCCAUGCCAAAGAUGCCAGAACAGAAGUGCUCGCGAGAAAACCCGGAUGUGUGGCCUUAUGAUUUUUAUAAAAUGAGCAAAUGGAGGCCUGGAUACACAAGAAAAAAACAUUUCCCCGGUGUAACAUGCACGAAUUGCAAGGGGUCGCACCCAACCUCUCUGUGUGAAAAGUGCAGAAACCUCUGGGAAGUGUGGAGUUACAAAGUCCAGAAAGGCGAGUGCUCAAACAAGGACUGUCCGGGGAAUCCCAAGACACACGCGACUGAAGCCUGUGGCCUCGGAGAAUGGCGGGACCAUCCAGACAACGAGUGCCCAGAAGAAUUGAAGGAGUUUGAGCGUCCAUGGCCGCAAGGCGGCGCGAUGUAUCCACUCCCUUUAUACUACCUGAAGGCGAUUGGGGAACGUCCCCACCCAAAGCUGCCAAAGCUUCCUGACAGGUGGGACGGGGGGUUUCACAUGGGUUUCUGGGACCUUCGAAAGGGACUUCACUACUCCGUGUUGAGACAGACGGCGAUAACUAUGAAUUGGGAAGUGCCCGAAUACGACCCGGAAAAAUUUCUCCGCGAUGGCGGACUUGGGCUUGUGAAAGGCACGCUCAGAUAG